This is a messenger RNA of Oreochromis aureus, 1082 nucleotides long. RefSeq lists its product as uncharacterized. NCBI's taxonomy places the organism in Eukaryota, Metazoa, Chordata, Actinopteri, Cichliformes, Cichlidae. The record is from RefSeq and is a predicted model, not a curated record. The transcript has 7 exons. The coding region runs from base 1 to 816 and encodes 271 amino acids.
AUGGUGAAGAUUGACCAAAGCAACGUCAGUGCCACACCUGCUGAUCACAAGCAAAUGAGAGUAACCUUGGUGGAUCUUAUCACCAAAGGUGAUGAGAUGGCUUACAGGGAGGAGGUCAGCGCCCUGACAUACUGGUGCCAAGAGAACCAUCUCACCGUCAACAGCACCGCCUACAAUCUCAAAGCUCUCCAGAGAGUGGUGCAGUGUGCUGAAAGGAUAAUUGGAGAAAAAAAAGCGGAGGCCGAAAAACAGGUGGGGUCCUCCACCACCACCACUCACAGAGAGGCUGAGCAGUUGGCCCUCAGCCAAAACAGUGGGCGCCCUGUGGCUGAAGGCAUCUCUGCGGGGACAUCCUCUGAGUCAAUAACCCCGCAAGACACAAGUGCCUACAUAAGAGUUGAUGGUGAUGGUGUACUGCAUCUGGUGCAGCCUCCUGUUGAGCCAGACCAACAUGCAGUUGAAAUUGAAGAAACAUUGACAGCUGUUACAGAGGAGGAAGCAACAGAGACACUUUAUGAGAGUGAUGAUGGAAAUGCAGAGGAAGAGGGUCCAGCCACUUCUCCAACAAACCUUUCCUCACUCCCUGUAAAGCAGCUGUACAAGACCUAUUUGAUCAAGAAAAUAAAAAAAAAAUGCGACUUGGAAAUGGAACACUUCAAGCAGCAGAUCCAAAAGACCAAGAUUGAGAUUUUACUGCUGGAACAUCAGUUAAGGGUGGGUGAAGUGGUCAGAGAUGGACGAAUUAUUUCAGUGUUUGAACAACAUAAUAAUAUACUUAUUAAUACUUUGUGUACAGGAAACACAGGCGACCAAUAAAGCCAGCUGAACAAAAAAUCUGUUUAUUCUUCUUUCAACAUGUUGAGGUGAUGGGUCAAAGGAAAUGAUUGUGACAUAUGGUGUCUCUGACUGCUCUUCCAUCUUGUAUGUCCGUGGGAGGGUCAGGAUGUUCAUGGUUUGGAUCACUGCUGAUGUUUGGUUCAGAAGGACAGUGUUCUCCUCUAAUUGUGGCAAUGUUGUGAAGAAUCACACAUGCCACAAUAAUGUCACAUGCCCUUUCUGGGGUGACCCUGAGUCUUUGAAGG